Messenger RNA from Electrophorus electricus (electric eel), 2795 nucleotides. It is a transcript of the gene alg14, whose product is annotated as ALG14 UDP-N-acetylglucosaminyltransferase subunit. Gene Ontology annotation, biological process: dolichol-linked oligosaccharide biosynthetic process. The record is from RefSeq and is a predicted model, not a curated record. NCBI's taxonomy places the organism in Eukaryota, Metazoa, Chordata, Actinopteri, Gymnotiformes, Gymnotidae. Gene Ontology annotation, molecular function: N-acetylglucosaminyldiphosphodolichol N-acetylglucosaminyltransferase activity. Gene Ontology annotation, cellular component: UDP-N-acetylglucosamine transferase complex.
UCUGUUUUCCCGUAGAUGCGUCUGUGACGAACGCAGCUAGCUAGCUUAGCUAGCUAACUAAAGUUGUGUAUGGUGCUGUAUAGCAGAAUGUAUCAUUUGACUAAUAGCUACUCAUCUUAGCUAAUCUUGUUUAUAAAACUCAGCCUUACGUUUGUGACGACGUAAAAAACUUUCAGUCGGAAUUCCCUGUGGCAUAGAUUGUGUCGAUUACGGUACUAUGUAUCGCCUCUUAGCUAGUAGCUAGCUAAUUAGUUGUUUUUCCAAAGUUCAUUGCUCCUAAGGUAAUUUUGAAUUCCCGUGUGUUGAAGUAUUUGUCAUUUAACGCUACAAGUUACAGCUUGCUACUUGGCACGAUGUGUGAAUUUUAACGGUAACUUGCUGGUUAUAUAACACUAGCUGGUACUCUAGAAGUACCUUUAGCUAGCUCUCUAGUGCAUAAUGCUAGUGGCAGUGUUGUGUGGAAUUCUGUGCUGCGUUUUUCUGGCUGUAGUAGUUUUGAUUUUACGUGUACUGUUGGUGCUACGGAGAGGUACAGAAUGCAAACCAGGGGAAAAGGGCUCAGUGUGCGUUCUUGUUGUGGCCGGAUCAGGUGGUCACACGACAGAGAUAAUUCGUUUGAUGGGGAGUUUAUCCCAAUCAUAUACCCCACGACAUUAUGUAAUGGCAGACACUGACAAGAUGAGUGAAGACAAGAUCCGCGCAUUUGAGGCAUCAAAACAGAAAGGCAACAUUCCACAAGAGUUUACUAUUCAUCGGAUCCCUCGCAGUAGAGAAGUUCGCCAGUCAUGGAGCUCCUCCGUGCACAGUACUCUGUACGCUCUGGUGUACUCAGUUCCUCUGGUGUUCAGACUCCGACCUGACGUGGUACUGUGUAACGGGCCUGGGACUUGCGUGCCUCUGUGCACUGCUGGACUGCUCUUGGGGACCCUAGGGCUGAAGAGGGUGCUGCUGGUCUAUGUGGAGAGUAUCUGCCGUGUGGAGAGCCUCUCUCUGUCUGGAAAAAUCCUUUACCACCUCGCCGACUACUUCUUUGUGCAGUGGCAGCCUCUGCAAACUAAAUAUCCCAAAUCUAUCUACAUUGGAAGAGUAGUAUGAGUAAAACCUGACUUGACAUAUAAUUUACUAUCAGAAUGGCACAUGUAAUUCAGUAGGUCAUGUGUCGUCUGUUACUUUGACAUUUAGAAAUAUGCAGAAUAGCACAGAUGCUAUUGGUGGAAUACAUUGCUUCAUGUUAUGAGUCAAAUAAAGAAGUGCUUUUUUUUUUUUUUGUAUGUUAUACAUCUUCGUUCCUUUGGGGUUACUUAAGGACCACAGUGGUCCUUAAGAGAAUAUAAGGUAAACAUGCUGAUGAUUAAAUGUCCCUGUCAAAUAACCUGGGUUUUCUGCUCUGUUUCACUUGAAAAGCAGAAGUCUUGUCCAGAAGAUUGGCUGCUGAAAGAGCAGUCAUUGUGAUGUCAGAAAAAAAAUGUACUGCAGAAGAAAGACUUCUCUGCACUGCAGACAUGCACAGAGUCACGGUGAACUGUAAACUUGUGGAAAACUGCUGUGGUUUUUACUGCUCUUGAGUUAAAGGUUUUACCUGAAUGAAAGGAGUGCAUCAGUCUAUUAAGGGCUAGGCUUAUGCUCAGACAUGAUAUAUCUUGUUACAUUUCUAAAGAAAUAUUUCGAUUUACACAGGUCAACAUACAAAUGAGCAUAUUUUUAAGAUCUGAGAAAUUGUUACUGAUAAAAUAUCAAAAACCAGGUUAGGACAUUUGUGGAUUUUUUUUAAAGAAUAUCAGAUAUAACUGGGCUGAUUUUAUGUAUUUUAUGUAUUGCCUUCAUCUAUGUAAAAAUUGAAGUGUUACUAAUGCUUAUUCUGUGGAAUGUGCAGGUGCCUUGUGACUAUGUCCCUAAAGCUUGUUCUGUGGGGUGUGCAGACACCUCGUAGUUGUGGUCCCAAAGUUGAUUCUGUGCAGAGUGCAUUCACAUUGUGGAGCAUUUCCUGUCCAUGCUACUGCUGUUGGACCCAUGCUGAGAGGAAGCAGCGUGAAUAAUUGAGAUGUUUUCCGGCAGUGUAAGAAGAGGGGGGGGGAAGGGGACAAGCAUGGAUUCUUUGCUGAAAUAUUUCCUUUUUCAGCACUCAUCGCUGGAUACUAGUGUUUUAAACAUAGUCUUGCUAUUUUUGAUCAGCAUAUUUGAUUGAUAGGGGAAUAAAGAACUUUAGACUGAUUGCACAUGACUGCUUAUGCCAUACUGACUGAGUAGGCUUCCCCCUCCCUGAAAAGUUCAGGUUACUGAUUUGUUAGGUUGUCUCUUCAUUUUGUCUAAGUCACUGUGUUUGCUCUAUACUACAGGCUAGUGACUGACAAGAAAGCAGACAGCUGGAAUGUUGCAUAGAGUUUCAGAAAUCAAGACAUGCAGCUUAUGACUUGGUAUAAGCAUAUGCCAUCGUAGAAAACAGUAGGGCUUUUUAAAGAUCCUCUACAUCUAGAAAAUGUAUUACAACUCUGCUAAAGUACCAGGAAGAAGUGUAUAUUGAGCAGGACUGCAGCAUGGAAAGGCAACUGCUGUUAUUGGCAGCUGGUUGCAGUGAUUAAGUCAACAGCAGUGGGCUGAGAUGUGCAGACGGUGUAGCAGAACUCCAACACUCAGGUUAAAGUGAUCCAGCACUGACUGGAAUGUUUACGGUAAGUGAGGGAUGAGCAUUAUACAUCUUCACCAUAAGUCACGUUACCUCCUGACAUGCUGGGUAUGUAAAUAACACUUGAAAGAUGACUGGAAAAUAAAGCAGACUUGCUGUGGCCCAGAUCUCA